This is a messenger RNA of Coregonus sp. 'balchen', 4228 nucleotides long. Lineage: Eukaryota; Metazoa; Chordata; Actinopteri; Salmoniformes; Salmonidae. The record is from the annotation of a GenBank genome assembly.
AUGCAGAAUAUGUCAGAGAGGAACGUACCCACCCCUCUUCUGCCUGCGCCCCUCACCCCAGACCCCGCCCCCAUCCCCUUGGCCCUCCGCAUACCACUUGAGACUCCUGCUCCUAAUAUAGACCCAACUGGUUUGUGGGACAGGCAGGGGGAGAGGAGCCUGCAUGUAGCAGGACCUAGCGUUUGUUGUUGGUUGCGUAGAGCCCAACUCUUUCAUGGAGAAAAGACAUCCGCCUAUCAGGCAGGUAGGUCAUGGAACACGAGUAAGCCGGAUUUGUGUUCGAGAAGUGCGUGUAGGAUUGAAGCAUUUAGGACUACAAGGAAUAAGCUGGGGUAAAAAGCCUAUUGGAUUGUAAAUAAUGUUUUUAGUUUAGAGCUUAGUUCACCUUGAUCCUGAAUGUUUUUCCUUCGAGCUUCAUUCCAGCAGUGAUUUUAGAGCACUAUUAUCAAAGUGUUAGAGAGUGAUUGAGGUUGUUGGUGAUUUUUUCUGUUGGUCUAGAUCUCGUUUCGAGAGAUGCUUGAAGAAUUGAAGAAUGCAGGUAAUUCAGGUAACCUUCGGUGUUUGUGUGUGUGUGUGUGUGUGUGCAUGUACAUUUGUGUGUCUGUUUCGUGGAAUGAGGUGUAUAGGGGAUCUAUAACUGUAUGUGUGUGUGUGUAACUUUGUCCCCACUUCACCUCCCCAUAACUUCAGAGGCCGAUGUUGAGAUCUACAUGAAGUUCAUGAAAAGUCAUUGCUGCUAUGAGGCCAUUCCAACCAGCUGUAAACUGGUCAUAUUUGACACAACACUACAAGUAAGAGUCCAGUUUCCUGUAACCCACGUGUAUGUUGGAACUGAACAAUACAACAAUAAUUUGGGGGCAAAAAAUAGUCCAGGGUGGUGUUCAGUAGGGCACAUCGUAGCAAAAUGUCUUACAACAGGUUACAGGAAACAAAAAUAUGUGUUCUUACUUGACAAAUUCACAUAGUGCCUCCCCAUUUCAGAACAUAUUCUUCCUGCUGAACUCAACCCAGAUAUUUAAUCUCCCUCCACUUCCCAAGGGAAAGGUCGUGGUCCCUUUUGGUAUGACAUUUUAAGUCAGAGCUCCUCUCUCCUGUAACUACAGCUACAGUUAUAGCUGUUUUCCCUUUUCCCUGCAGCAAUAUGUCAUGUGCUGCAGCAAUAUUUCAUGUGCGGCCCCCUCAUUCCUUCUUCCCUAAAACAUACUCGCUAGUAAGACCGGUGUUAACUAGUUGUGUUAAAAAGAAAUCCUAUGUUUGCAGGUGAAGAAAGCCUUUUUCGCUCUUGUAGCAAACGGCUUGAGAGCUGCACCUCUCUGGGAUAGCAAGACGCAGAGAUUUGUGGGUAAGAGAAUAGAUUAGGGGGUGCUCUCUUGCUACUUGCUAAUGGCAACGCAAUGCCCUGAAUGAUUGCAAGCUUGGGCUGGUUUUGGGGGCAAUGUGAUAUGAAGACUAGACACUAGCUCGUAUCCAUGUCAAUAGUGAUAUGAGCUCUCUCUCUCUCUCUCUCUCUAUUGUCCUCACAGGAAUGCUGACUAUAACAGAUUUCAUCAACAUUCUCCAUCGUUACUACAGGUCCCCAUUGGUGCGUAUUUGAGCCAAAUGCAGGUCAAUAUCCCAAAGUGUCUGAAAUGGAUUGUGUAGCUCAAUAAACAUAUUUUAAGAUGAUUUGGACAUGAAACAUUUUUUGACAAAAAUUCUUAAAAGUUAGCCUUUGGUGACAGUGGCCAUGUAAACAAAACCAAAGCAUGGAUUGCAGUCUUACCUUGUCCAUAAAUUGCUUACAGGGUAAGGAAACCAUUUUGUAAUUUGGGUGGACUAUCCCUUUAAGCCUAGUCCUGGACUAAAAAGCAUGUUCAAUAGAGACAAGAUCAUGGUUGUGUGAAUGACACAGAAAUCAUUCAUAAUAUAAGUUGUCCAAUAUGUUUCCCCACUCCCAAAGGUUCAAAUGAAUGAGCUGGAGAGGCAUCAAAUUGGGACAUGGCGAGGUGAUUCAUUCAAGUAAAUAAGCUAGAGAAGGCAAAUGAUGCAGUGUUCUAUGUCUAUGGUAUAUACUUACAUGUCUUUCUGUAACUUUCCCUUCUGUUUAUUUCUCUCUCUCUCUCUGCAGAUGUGUACCUGCAAUACUCCAACCACUGUCUUCACAGUAUCACUCCAGACGCCAGGUGAAUCUACGCAGCUCUCAGUCAAGCCAACUCCUGUCACCUGGCUUUGCCUGAGUUGUUACUUUUGCUGAUACCUUUUUUAAUGAGUGACAGACUAAGGAAAUUGAGGCUGGGAUUCAGUAUAUUACAGGCAGUGUUCUGGGUUGUGUUUAGUAGGGCACACUGUAGCAAAACGUUUUGCAACAUGACCCAUGUGUGGAUGUUGGUUGUGCUCUCCAGGGUUAGACACAGUUACCAUAGGCCUAGUCUGUCUCCCCUCCUCUCUUUGCAGCCUCUUCGACGCCAUCUACUCCCUACUGAGGUAUAAGAUCCACAGAUUGCCAGUUAUCGAUCCCGUGUCCGGAAAUGUCUUACACAUUCUCACGCACAAGCGAAUCCUCAAGUUCCUCCAUAUAUUUGUAAGACAACAUGACUUGGAGAAGAUGUGUGUGUGUUUAUGCUUAUAUUAUAUGGGCAUCCAUUUCAACCAGUGGUGUUGUGAACUGUAUGUUUUCCUUUUACAUUCCUUGUGUUCCUUUAAAAAAAAUAAAGUACUCUACACAGAAAGAGACAGUCCCAAAACCCUGCUUCAUGCAUAAGACGAUCCAGGAUGUUGGGAUCGGGACAUUCCGGAACAUUGCCACAGUACAGCAGACGGCCUCGGUCUACGAUGCCCUGUCUGUGUUUGUAGAGAGGAGGGUCUCUGCGCUGCCCGUAGUAAACGAGCAAGGUGGGUUAACCUAAUCUCUUGUUCAGAGUCAAACACUGACUCGUACAGUGUAUGUGUAUGUCCUUAUGUAGGUGCCAUUCAAAAAGAAAGUUAGACUUGUAGGAUGUAGGUAGGCUAUGUACAUUAUCUCACUGUCCUUUGUACACCAAGGCAAGGUGGUGGCCCUCUACUCCAGAUUCGAUGUGAUUGUAAGUACCCCAAAACUGCCUGUUACAGUUUAAUUCACCUGAAAACAAUACAAAAUAAAGCCCUUCACGUCUUUGUUGGUGCAUUGUGUACAUUUACAUUGUUCCCUCCGCUCCUCUCCUCUUCUCGGAGACAGAAUCUGGCCGCCCAGAAGACAUACAACAACCUGAACAUGUCCAUGCAGGAGGCCAUCCGGCGGCGCUGCUGUUUCGUAGAGGGUGUCAUCAAGUGCCUCCCUGACGAGACCCUGGAGACCGUCAUCGAUCGCAUCAUUAAGGCUGAGGUUAGUGUCCCACUCUGCUCCCCCCAGGUUAUGUUCAUAUGGCACCAAAUGGAAGAAAACAGGCUGAAACAGGGAGGGACUACCUGAACUUGUCGAAUAAGAAACACUCGUUCUUAUUGCUACGUUUUGCUACGGUGUGCACUACUGAAUAUGACCCAGGUUGUGUCCUCUAUCACGGUGGCCCUGUCUCUCCACUCCAUCUAAGAGUUUGUUUAAAAAAGACAUCAAAGAAAUGGCCGCUGAUAUGCUGUAACAUGUAGCUCUAUUAGCCCACACAAUGAAAUAGAAAUAGAGUUAUGAAGGUUUGUGACAUAGGCCACUCUAGUAUUAUAAUGUAUUUCAAUGUAUUAGCUGUAGACUGUAUAGGUAUUAGCCCUCUGUUGCUUACUGCUCUGCUCUACUCUACUCUACUUAAUUACCGGUAAAUCCUUGUUGUCUAACCACUGUCAACCGUUUCCCACCACACACCCCCAUCCUCUCCCCCUCCUGUCCCAUACUGCCCUCAUUCUCUCCACAUCCUCUCCACAUCCUGCCCCCAUCCUCUCCCCCUCCUCUCCACAUCCUGCCCCCAUCCUACCACCAUCCUGCCCCCCCAUCCUCUCUCCAUCCUACCCUCAUCCUACCCCCAUCCUGCCCCAUUCCUUCUCCAUCCUCUCCGCUUCCACUCCUGAUCCUGUCCCCAUCCCCUCCCCUCAGGUCCAUCGGCUGGUCCUGGUGGACAGAGAGGACGUGUGCAGGGGGAUCAUCUCUCUCUCCGACCUGCUACAGGCCAUGGUGUUAACCCCAGCAGGUAUUGACGCCCUUUUAGCCUCUUAGCACCUGUGGGAGUCAGGCCCCCUUGCCCUACCUCCAUCUUCCACCGCCUCUAGCCCCACCUCCCUGGCCCAG